GUGCUUCAUUCUUAAUCAAAGUUGUUGUUCGAGUCCCUGCUGCCAGGGACUCGAACGUGGUAGUUAAAAUUGUACCAUUCAUUUUUGUGGCGUUGGUGGUAAAUAAAUUAGAAGUUAGGAGAUUUCGACAUUAAGGGGAAGGUCCGGAGGAGGUUCUCAAUCCACCAACCGACACUACAGGGUCUCUUUUAUGUUUUUUCUUAGCUGUGUAUCUUUUCUUUCUCAGCUCACCUUUUUCUCUUUCAGAUCACUCAAGAUUUUCAUCCUUAAUUUCAGAACAAAAAGAACGCUGAUACUCAAGAACCCUCUAGGCAAAAAAAAUUCCAGUCUAUGUGGAUUGUUGACUGGAUCACAUCUUUUGAAGAUUCAUACCUAGCAGUUCCUUUUCUAGUUUCACAUUACAAUCAGAGUGAAACACGAAACUGGUGGACAAGAUAGUAGACGAGGAGGUUAUGGUUUUUGUACAUUAUUAGAGGUUCACGACUUAUCCAUGAUAACUGUCUACCUAUAAAUUUAUAAUUUGAAGUUCUUAGUAAAGGGGAAUUACAUCCUAUUGUCUAUAAAUAAAUUUUUGUUCACUUCUUCUGAAGGCUGAUAAACUGUUUCUGUUUCGUGAUGCGACAGGUUAUGAUCUUUAUAUACACUGUUUCGUUCACAACUUUGUAUUUCAUCUCCUUUACCCCUCCUCUUAACCACUCUUUCUCAUUUUUUACUUGCAUCGUGGGUAGCUGGACGAUUAAAUUCGAGCAUCGUGUUCCUCAUAAUGCCACUGCGCUCUAAUUUGCUGACAGGUUUCUUUAUUCAAGGAUUGUGCAUAUGGAUCAUGAGACAGGCGAAUCGGUGGAUUCUGUGCCUUCAGAUAAUAUGAGUUGUGAGCAUGGUGAUUUUGAAUGCAAUAUCUGCUUUGAAAUAGCUCAAGAUCCUAUUGUGACUCUUUGCGGCCACCUUUAUUGUUGGCCUUGUCUUUGUGAAUGGUUGCAAGUUCAUUCACAUUCCCACGAAUGUCCAGUUUGUAAGGCUGUCAUUGAGGACCAGAAGUUAGUUCCUAUAUAUGGUCGAGGCAAGACAACCUCUGACCCAAGGUCUCACAUACGUCCAAGGAUGAACAUUCCUAACCGUCCAGUAUUUGGACCAAGACCACAAACAGCUCCAACACUAGAUAUGAACUAUUUCCGACCCGAUGAGUUGGAUCAAAUGGGGGGAUUUAUGCCUAUGGCCAGUGCAAGGUUUGGAAACUUGACAUUAUCUACUCUUUUCGGAGCUAUUCCAUCUUUUUUUAAUCUUCAUGUGCAAGGAUUUCAUGAUGCUACUGUAUAUGGUGCAACAACAGGAGUUCCAUACCUCUUCUCUAGUUCACUUCAUGGGGGUUAUGCUCAUGGAUUUCAUCAUUCAAUCCAUGUAGAUGGUACUAAGUUUUUUAUCAAGAUGUUUCUCUUGAUUAUCGGUUUCCUCUUAGUUGUUUCCUUAAUUUUGUAGAGAAUGUCAUAAAUUAAUUAAGAUGUAGAAUUGUUAAUCAUGUGUAUAUAUGUUUAGAGUAGUAGACUUAUAUUUAUGUUUAGCAAAGCAGGGUGCUCAGUUAUCCUUCAUUAUAUUCAGAGUUAGCC
Molecule: messenger RNA, 1604 nt
Organism: Solanum pennellii
Lineage: Eukaryota; Viridiplantae; Streptophyta; Magnoliopsida; Solanales; Solanaceae
Product: E3 ubiquitin-protein ligase RNF5-like
Exons: 2
Coding region: 817-1476 (219 amino acids)
Biological process (GO): ubiquitin-dependent protein catabolic process
Cellular component (GO): endoplasmic reticulum
Molecular function (GO): ubiquitin-like protein conjugating enzyme binding; ubiquitin protein ligase activity; metal ion binding
Source: RefSeq, a predicted model, not a curated record